Molecule: messenger RNA, 1041 nt
Organism: Chinchilla lanigera (long-tailed chinchilla)
Lineage: Eukaryota; Metazoa; Chordata; Mammalia; Rodentia; Chinchillidae
Gene: Wfdc3
Product: WAP four-disulfide core domain 3
Exons: 7
Coding region: 110-838 (242 amino acids)
Biological process (GO): antibacterial humoral response; innate immune response
Cellular component (GO): extracellular region
Molecular function (GO): peptidase inhibitor activity
Source: RefSeq, a predicted model, not a curated record
GGUGUCCUUGGGCUGGGGCUGGCGGAAGAGGGGAGCGCCUGCAGUUGAGUUUUUCAAAACUGAAGUUUCUAAUAUUCCUGGCGCAAGCUCCAGAAUUGGAGUCGGCCUAAUGCGGGGACCAAGAAACCCAAGAAGCAUCAUCAUGAUGUUCAGCGGCUUCUUCCUUCUGAAGGCUCUUCUUGCUCUUGGGCCUCUGGCAUGCUGCGUGACUGCAGCUGAGCAUGUGAAAGAAGGAGAAUGUCCUUUUGAUAAGAACCCAUGCAAAGAGCUAUGCCAGGGUGACGAGUCAUGCCCAGCUGGGCAGAAGUGCUGCAGCACAGGCUGUGGUCGGGUCUGCCGAGGAGACAUUCCUAAGGGGAGGAAAGGAGAUUGUCCCAGGGUUGUCCAGAAACAGUCCUGUUUCAAAAGGUGCACCAGUGACGAGUCAUGCCCAGGUGUAAAGAAGUGCUGCACGUUUGGCUGCAAGAAGCGCUGUGUGGUUCCAGUCGCUCAUCAGAAGCUGGGGUUUGGUGGUGAAUGUCCUGCCGACCCCCUUCCAUGUGAGGAGCUGUGUGAUGGUGAUGCAUCCUGUCCCCAGGGGCAGAAAUGUUGCAGCACUGGCUGUGGCCACACCUGCCGCGGAGAUAUUAAGGGAGGACGAGGUGGUACUUGUCCAGAUGUUCUGGUGGGCCUGUGUAUUGUUAAUUGCAUGAUGGAUGAAAAUUGUCAAGCUGGGGAAAAGUGCUGCAAGUCAGGCUGCGGACAUUUCUGUGUCCCGCUAGUCCUGCCACCCAAACACACCGUGAACUCCAACUGGACAAUCCCGUCUGAUUCUGAAAUAAAAACCCCAGUGCCUUAGCUGCCUGAUUUGUCCGGAGAUCUUUAGUGACUCCAGAGAGCUUGUCGUGGCAGCCCAGCGAGGGUGAUGCCUUGGGGCUUGUCACAGUCCCAGCCUUCUCUGCUCUGCUUCUCCCCCUGCUGCAGCCUGGAGCAUUGGAACAGCCCUGGUUGGGUAGUAGAUGUCAGUGCUUCUCUUCUCCAAUAAAGGCUGGUGCUAACCCU